AUGUCGACGAAUGGUAACACGAAUGACCAUGCUCGAUUCGAUCGAGCUGUGGAAGAAGCAUUUUUUCUUCUUGAUCGCGACCACAAUCGUUCGAUUGGUCCUGAAGAUUUUUGUGCGAUAGCAAGAUCGAUUGGAAUCGAAUUAGAUCCCAACGAAGCCUUAUUACUUGUUCGUACUGCAUUAGGCGAACAAACUGAUGAGGCGACCCGUGAAACAACGCUUACUGUUGAUCAAUAUGUAACAUUGAUGCUUCGUCAUGUUGGCUCGACUGAAUUGAACGACGAAUUACGUCGAACAUUUGAUGCAUUAGAUCGAGAUCACGAUGGACGCAUUUCUCGUGAAGAUGUCGAUCGACUUCGUCGUGAAAGCGACUUUUUUGAUCAUCUCGAUGAUGAACAAUACGAUUUAAUCAUUAAAGAACUACUCUCACAUGGAACCAAUGGAAUUAAUUUUGAUCAAUUUGUAAAAUUAAUGAUGCAAUAG
Molecule: messenger RNA, 483 nt
Organism: Adineta ricciae
Lineage: Eukaryota; Metazoa; Rotifera; Eurotatoria; Adinetida; Adinetidae
Source: the annotation of a GenBank genome assembly